GUCAUUACGGUAACGUAGGCGGAAGUUCGCUGUGGGAACCAUGGCGCUGUUCGGCACCAGGUUGUGUAGCCAUUUGGCUUUGACCCGACUGUGUGGUCUCAGGACAAACACGAUAACAAAAAGCCUUUACUCUCCUGACUUGUCCUGUCAGUCCAGGUUGCCCCUGUGCAGACACUAUUCAUCAUCCCAAGUGAGACGAGGUAUAGGUCGAUAUGUAGUCUCCAAGUUCCAGAGUGUAAACGCCAAAUAUGAAGAUUUCCUCAAGAGGCGAUUUCCCCGCUUUUACCAUCUCUAUCACACAUUUAAGGAAGGAGUCAAGCUAAUGUUGCAAGAUGGCAAAGAGGUGCAGAGGAUAAAAAUAAAGAUGUUUUCUAAUGGAAUGCAGUAUAAGGAUUUGCCUUACAGGGACAUGGAGAAGCUCAGGCAGUUUCGCAGGGACAUAAUGAAGGCUGUUCCGCUGAUGGUGAUAUCAAUCCCUCCCUUUGCCAACUACCUGGUUUUUGUCUUGAUGUACUUUUUCCCACGCCAGCUCCUGAUCCCUCAUUUCUGGACUCCAAAGCAACAGGUAGAGUUCCGUGGGUUGUACCAUUCCCACAGGGUCCAGCACCACUGGCCAGUGCUCAAAGGGCUGGAGAAAACGAGCCAACGGGUCAAAGACGGCCAGCUCCAGAGUCACCUGAAGAACCUGUGCGCUAAAGUGCAAAGUGGAGCAAAUCCUAAAGUGUCUGAAAUCCUUGCAGUCCGCAGCCUGUUUUCCGGACCGCCCCUAGGUAUACGCAGGAUGAGUGUGGAUCAGAUGAGACACGUCAGCCCGCUCCUCUUCCUGACCCCUCGCCUCCCGGGUUUCCUGAUGGGCCGGCGGCUGAACAGCCACGCGCUGGAGCUUCUGCAGCUGGACCGGGCCCUCAGCAGGCUCGGCCCACACCAAUUGAGUGAAUCCGAACUCAGACAGGCUUGCUAUGUAAGGGGACUCCAUUCUAAUGGUCUUGGCAUUAGUCAAUGCCAGGAGUGGUUAUCCCAAUGGCUUCAGGUGUCCACCUCACUGAAAGACUCCGAGGCGUCACUGCUUUUGCACUGCAUCGUGUUUCUCUCUGCAAACUACCCGACCGCAGCCAGCCGACACUGACAGGAAGGCGGCAGCAAUCUGCUCUUGUGAUUAGCUUCUGCUAUGUGCACGGGCAGCACAACUUCCUACGAGUUGUCAACAUCGCUCUUUUUCCCACGGAAUAAACAUUUGUUUUCUUGUUUCUGACAAUAUUAGAAGGUUUAUGAAGAAAAACAUUUUUACGCCCAAAACUUGAUCGUACCGAUAGGCUUAAAACUGUUCCGUAUGCCAAAUACAUUCCCAAUUAACAGGAUUUAUAUGGGAAAAAUAGAAUGAGGCUUCUUUGCCUUUAACAGGGGAGGGGUAUGGAAUUUGCACAAUGAGGCUGGUGCAUUUUGAUUGAAACAAGCUGUUGAGUGGGUUGAGUUCUCAUUUAAUUCAGACCCUCAAGGGGGACUGAAAUUGAUUUUGAGUCGUUGAAACUAUAUUAAGUGACAUUGUUGAGGUGAUAAAUUAUUACCUAUUUAUCUCAAUUUAUCCCACACACAACUAAAGCUCAGGUUUGUCAUUUGUUUACUGCUAAGCACAUCAUUACACACCUAAAGAGACAAAGAGGAUAUUGUUUAGUAAGUUUAUCAGCGCUUUGUGUGCCAUAAAUAUUUAACAUUUUUAAAUUGUUCAGUCAUUCCUCAUUAAAACACAGAAAAAAAAGAAUGCUUUUAAGUGAGCGCGUUGGAAUGUCUUUCACACAUCAAACACGUGCUGUAGCGUCUUAUACAUUUACCUCACUUUGUGCUUCGCUGUUACUUUACUUUCAAUAAUUCUGGUUCUAGGAUUUUUCUUGCAGUUUAUUGGGAAAUAAUUUUGUCAAACAGGACUGGUCGACCUGAAGUCAGAUUACCCAAAAGCACCUUCUAAAAGACAAAUACGUUAUAGAGAUCUAGAAAAGCCCCAAUUAAUGUUUGCAAUUGCAAAGACAUUCACGCUUGGUUGUGUUGUAUUUCAAUUUACUUUUUAUUGUGCGGCACAUCCUUCAACAAGCUAUCGGAAAAUAAUCGUCAUGGCACUUAAUUGUUUGCGCAGUUUUCUUGAUUUGGAAGAUUAAGAUGACACUAACUUAUUCUGGUCAGACCCUUUACAGAAUUCUUGAGGGUAUUUCUAAAUGGAACUGCAUGUCGUUCGCGCUGGUGUUUGGUGUGUUAAAGUGUAAAAUAAGAAAUGUCAUGCACUUCCUGUGCCUUUCGCAAGGUCUGGCACAAUACAUCUGAAAUAUGACUAGCAGAAUUUAUUUUUUCUGUUAAACCGUAAAAAAAGAGAUUCUUCCUACGAGAGGAACAGCAUGUAUCAUUUAAAAAAAGUAUUCCAUUGUAAUUUA
Molecule: messenger RNA, 2420 nt
Organism: Pungitius pungitius (ninespine stickleback)
Lineage: Eukaryota; Metazoa; Chordata; Actinopteri; Perciformes; Gasterosteidae
Gene: letmd1
Product: LETM1 domain containing 1
Exons: 9
Coding region: 41-1126 (361 amino acids)
Cellular component (GO): mitochondrial inner membrane
Molecular function (GO): ribosome binding
Source: RefSeq, a predicted model, not a curated record